GAGCCGCCGCGGAGCCUGCCGCGCCCCGGGCCAUGCAGCCGCCGCCGCCGCGGUGGCCGCUUCUGUGGCUGCCGCUGCUGCUGUUCUGCGCCGCGGCGCCCCCUCCAGACCCUCUUUCCCAGCUGCCUGCGCCCCAACACCCGAGGAUGCGCCUGUACAACGCCGAGCAGGUGCUGAGCUGGCAGCCCGUGGUCCUGAGCAGCAGCGCGCGGCCGGUGGUCUACCGGGUGCAGUUUAAAUACACUGCUAGUGAGUGGUUUGAGGUCACCCCCGAGUCGAUAGGGGUCAACUGUACACAGAUCACAGCGACAGAGUGCGACUUCACCAUGCCUGGCCUCUCCAAGGGCUUCCCGAUGGAUUUCAAUAUCGCUCUGCGCCUUCGAGCUGAGCUGGGAGAACUCCAUUCUCCCUGGGUGGCAAUGCCUUGGUUUCAACACUAUUUGAACGUUACUGUUGGGCCUCCAAAAAACAUUCGGUUGACCCCAGGAGAAGGCUCCCUCAUCAUCAGCUUCUCCCCUCCCUUUGAUGUCGAUAUUGCCACGGCCUCUUUUUCGUAUUACGUCCAUUACUGGGAAAAAACAGGAAUCCAACAGGUUAAAGGCCCUUUUAAGAGCAACUCCAUUUUGCUGGAUGAUUUAAAACCCUUCAGAGUAUACUGCUUACGAGUCGAGGCACAGCUGUUUCUGACAAAAAACAUCAUCAGACCCGGGCAAUUAAGCAACAUAUCUUGCCACGAAACAACAGCAGACGCCUCCACCAAGCUUCAGCAAAUCAUCCUGAUCUCUGUGGGAACCUUUUCACUGCUGUUGGCCCUGGCAGGGGCCUGUUUCUUCCUGGUCCUGAAAUACAGAGGUCUGGUUAAACACUGGUUCCGCACUCCCCCCAGCAUCCCGGCCCAGAUAGAAGAGUAUUUAAAGGACCCGGCUCAGCCCAUCUUAGAGGCCUUAGACAAGAACAGCUCACCAAAGGACGAUGCCUGGGACUCUGUAUCCAUCAUGAUAUUUCCGGAAAAGGAGCAAGAAGAUGUUGUCCAGACACUUUGAACCAAAGCACUGGUCCAGCCUGCCAGCUCCCGGGAAGAGGAUGUUGAGCCAGUGAAGCUGCUGAUAUUCCUUCUGGACGUUUCAGACGCCGGGUACUCCAUAUUCCUGCCUCGAAAACAUCUUCAGGGCCCCGUGAGAGAUGGCAGGUCUCAUGGAGGAGACAGGCUUGUUUUCUUUUUCUUUAAAAUAAGAAUUUUCUAAAUCAUACAUUUCUAGAACAAUUCUAUGGAGAUAUCCUAGAAAAAUUAAGGCUUCUCUUAAACACUAAAAAGGCAUGUAUUUAUUCUCAGCAAAAUGGAUACUGUACGGCUCUGAUAUCUUUUUCAGUAUUGGUUGAACUGGCAGUCAGGAAACCGAGUCCUUUCCUCAACUCUGGCAAAUGAGCCCGGCGCCUCGGGCAGGUCACAUAAACCUGUCCCAGCCUGUCCCAGCGAAGGACACUGAGCAGCUCUUCGUGUACAGUCCGCUGGCUUGAAAUGUGAUUAAUCCUGUAAAUAUUUUCCUAGUAAUUUAAGUUUUGUUUUUAAGCUAGAAAUAAAAGAUUGUAAACUUUUUAAAA
This is a messenger RNA of Lemur catta (Ring-tailed lemur), 1602 nucleotides long. It is a transcript of the gene IFNGR2, whose product is annotated as interferon gamma receptor 2. Lineage: Eukaryota; Metazoa; Chordata; Mammalia; Primates; Lemuridae. The coding region runs from base 33 to 1043 and encodes 336 amino acids. The record is from RefSeq and is a predicted model, not a curated record. Gene Ontology annotation, molecular function: protein binding. The transcript is spliced from 7 exons.